GGCCCGGCCAUGCCUACUUGGAGUUCGCGUCUCCAAAUCUUGGCCAUUGGGGAUGAUUCCCCGCCUAUUCUACCACCCUAGCACGUGGAUGUUGGUACAGUUCACUAGACUAGGGCACCACAGUAAGCUCAAAUUGCCAUGUUCCCUCCGCAGGACCCAAUGCGGGCCGGUAGCGAUGCCUUCAUGCCUCCACGAUUUUCCCACCAAUACGUGGCCAUGUACACACCAGGCCCCCAUGGCAACGCGGGUCGCAGCGCAGCAGCGUGCCUUGCAUACCCGGGCGGCUGGAUAUAUGAUAUCAGAUGUGGUCGGCCACCCUGGGCGCACACACUUCGCCGCGUCUCAUUGUUGAGCCUCUGGGGCAAGUGAGUCGUGACCUGCCGACGCGUCCGGGGUAGACUGCUCGCAGCACCGAGUCGCACGACACUCCCAAGAUGCAUUCUGCGGGCGUGAAGGGGGCCCUCUGGCUCGCCUUCAGCUCGGUGGUUGCUGCUCUGGGUCAGCAGAGCAUAAUCUCGACCAGCAGCCAUGGCGCCGAGAUGCAGAUCGCCGGCGGCAGCGUGGGCAAGGGCCAGAUUCUGGUCUCGAGCAACGACUACUGGGGCGUCAUCCGUGCCGCUGGCGACCUUGCCGUAGACUUCGGCCGCGUCACGGGCAUCAAUUACACGCUCAGCAACGGCGAGAAGCACGCGGCGCCGGCGACGUACACGUACCAUCCGGUCAACAACAUGAACAACACCUUCUACUCGACCACCGGAACUGCCCACUUCACCGGCCCGGCCUACGCAGACUACUCCCCGAAGUCCGUUGUCAUUAUCGCGGGAACCAUCGGAAACUCGACCAUCAUCGACAAGCUCAUCUCUUCCAAGGCCAUCGAUGUCUCAAGCGUCAAGGGCAAGUGGGAGUCCUUCACCAGCCAGGUGGUCAACAACCCGGUGUCUGGCUGCUCCAAGGCACUGGUUAUCGCGGGAAGCGACCCGCGCGGCACCAUCUACGGCAUCUACGACAUCAGCGAGCAGAUUGGCGUCAGCCCGUGGUACUUCUGGGCCGACAGCCCGCCGAAGAGGAGCAAGAACCUCUACGUCACGUCCAAAAAGAAGGUCCAGGGCCCGCCGUCUGUCAAGUACCGCGGCUUCUUCCUGAACGACGAGCAGCCGGCCCUGACCGACUGGGUAGCCUCCCGCUGGCCGGACACCCCUUAUGGCCCCGGCUUCGGCCAUGAAUUCUACAGCCUCGUCUUUGAGCUCCUGCUGCGGCUCCGCGCCAACUACCUCUGGCCCGCCAUCUGGGCGACCAUGUUCGAGGUCGACGACCCUGCAAACCAGCCGCUCGCGGAUGCCUACGAGGUUGUCCUCGGCUCGUCGCAUACCGAGCCCCUGAUGCGCGCGCAGAACGAGUUCGGCCACUUCUACCCGGGCCCCUGGGCGUACAACCUCAACAACAAGACCAUCGACGACUACUUCCGCUACGGCGUGCAGCGCGCCAAGCCGUACGCGCGCAACAGCCUGUGGACCAUGGGCAUGCGCGGCACCGGCGACACGGCCAUCGAGGGUCUCGGCACCGACCUCAUCGUGCAGAUGCUCGACAUUCUCGUCAAGAACCAGCGCCAGAUCAUGUCUGACGGUCUCGGCGUCGCCGACAUCACGACCGUGCCCCAGAUGUGGUGUCUCUACAAGGAGGUCAUGAGCUACAUCUUCGCCGGUCUGCAGGUGCCCGACGAUGUGACGCUCCUCUGGGCCGACGACAACUGGGGCAACGUCCGCCGGCUGCCGCUGCUCAACGAGACGCAGCGCACGGGUGGUGCGGGCAUCUACUACCACUUUGAUUACGUCGGCGACCCGCGCGACUACAAGUGGAUCAACACGAUCCAGCUGUCCAAGACGGCCGAGCAGAUGCACAUGGCGUACGCCCGCGGCGCCGACCGCAUCUGGAUCGUCAACGUCGGCGACCUGAAGGCGCUCGAGAUCCCCAUCAACCAUUUCUUCGACUUGGCCUACGACGCCAACCGGUGGGACGUCGACAGCACCGACGACUGGGCGGUGGCGUGGGCGGCGCGCGAGUUUGGAUCGGAGCACGCCAAGGACAUCGCCGACGUCAUGAUCAAGUACGGCACGUACGCGGCCCGCCGCAAGUUCGAGCUGAUCGAGCCCGAGACGUACUCCGUCAUCAACUACAACGAGGCCGACGCGGUGCUCCAGCAGUGGGCGGAUCUGGUUGCCAAGGCCCAGGCUAUCUACGACAAGCUCCCUGCCGAGACGCAGGCUGCCUACUUCGAGACGGUGCUGCACCCCGCCCUGGCCGGCCAGAUCGUGAACCAGGUCUACAUCGGUGGCGCCCGGAACAAUCUCUACGCCGGACAGAAGCGCAACGCGGCGAACACGGUGGUCCAGGAGGUGCUGGGGUACUCGGCGGCCGACGCGAAGCUUACCCGCCGCUGGAACGCGCUGCUCGGCGGGAAGUGGAAUCACUUUAUGGACCAGACCCACCUCGGCUACGACGGCUACUGGCAGCAGCCGAUGCGCAACACGCUUCCCUCCAUGAUCUACGUCCAGACGGACUUCGCCUCUCUGGCCGGCCAGCUCGGCAUCGGCGUGGAAGGCUCCAACGCCACCGUCAAGGGCGACGACAAGUACCACGCCAACAGCGGCAACGACCUGACCGUCCCACCGCUCGACCCCUACGGGCCGGCUACGCGCUACUUCGACGUCUUCUCGCGCGGCACGGAGGAGUGCGCCUGGAACAUCUCGGCGUCCGAACCGUGGCUGAAGCUCUCCCAGACGCACGGCAUCGUCGGCGGCAACCACCCGGACACGCGCGUGUACAUCUCGGUCGACUGGAAGUCGGCGCCCAAGGCGCCCUACUCGGAGACCGUCAAGAUCAGCUUCACCACGUGCCGCGGCUUCGACCGCUACGGGUACUCGGACCCGCACGUGCUGGUGCCCGUCAACGUGCGCUCGGUGCCGUCCAGCUUCACCAAGGGCUUCGUCGAGGCGGACGGCUACGUGGCCUUCGCCGGCGCGCACUACUCGGCCAUCCUCCCGCCGUCGCAGUCCACGCCGGCCAACAAGAACGUCACGUACCACACCUUCGCGCACUACGGCCGCAUCUCCUCCGGCGUCGGCCUCGUCCCGCAGAACACGGAGAAGCUCACGCUCGCCACCGCGCCCGCGCUCGAGUACGACCUCUACCUCUUCACCAACACCUCGGCCGCCAACGUCACGCUCUACCUCUCCCCCUCGCUCAACUACCUGGGCGACGCGACGCCGCUCGAGUACGCCGUGUCGCUCGUCCCGGCCUCCUCCUCCUCCUCCUCCUCCUCGUCGUCGUCGGCAGCGGCCGUCAAGUACGUGCAACCGGUCGGCGUGACGGUGGGCGCCAACAUGCCGGCGGGGUGGGGCGAGGCGGCGGCCAACGGCGUGUGGAGCGGCAAGUACACGACCAGCAGCUUCGCGGUGCCGGCCGAGGGCGCGUACAAGCUGCGCGUGUGGGCGCUGCUGCCGGGCGUGGUGGUGCAGAAGGUCGUCGUCGACCUGGGCGGCGUGCGGCCCAGCUAUCUGGGCCCGCCCGAGAGCUUCCUCGUCGGCAGGGACGUGGUGGGCAAGAGGGACGGGACCAGUUUCCUGUCGGAUCCGGAGUGAUUGGGUCGCGGAUGGGAGGAGGUAAGAGGGGAAAGGGAGUGGAAUUGUAUUCAGUUUAGGUAAAUUACCUUAACUAUUGUUAAUUCGAUAAUGAUAUUUUUGGUGGUUAAUGAGAUGGUGAUACAUGCCGCCGGCAAAUUAGUAGAAAGUGCUCUUCCUGCCGGUAUGAUGACGAAGCGUUCGGGAGGUCGAUAUUUCCAGCUUUC
This is a messenger RNA of Thermothielavioides terrestris NRRL 8126, 3844 nucleotides long. Its product is annotated as glycoside hydrolase family 115 protein. The transcript is spliced from 4 exons. The record is from RefSeq and is a predicted model, not a curated record. Lineage: Eukaryota; Fungi; Ascomycota; Sordariomycetes; Sordariales; Chaetomiaceae. The coding region runs from base 435 to 3638 and encodes 1067 amino acids.